CUUUUCUCUUUCUUUCAUGAGCCAGCCGUUACGAGGCAUAGCAGCUGCUACAUUCACUCACACCAUUGCGCACCGAAAGGCGCUACAAAACCCCAAAGCAAAACGGCAGAUACGGAAAUACUACCUCGGCAUCGGCGUCGCGCCAUGGUGGCGGUGGGCGUCGGCGACGACGGCUGGGCGCGGCUCACCUCGCGCUCUGACGCCGCGGAGGGCCUGGGGCGGAGGCAGGAAUGGGAGGUGGAGUUCGCCCGCUACUUCGCUUCCCCCCUGCGCGACACCUCGACGACGACGACGACGCCGCCGCCGCCCGGCGUCCGUUACGUCACCAGCGCCACGGAUUGCCAUCCCGGCGCCUGGCUCCCCGCCGCCACGCCUGCCGCUCUUCGCGUCUCCCGCUCCAGCCACCCCUCCGCGGCCCCAGUCCUCACCGUCUCCGUCAUCGGUGUCGUCUUCGAGGAGCACUUUGUGUCUAUCCUCAACUUCUCAUGGCCUCAGCUCACAUGUGGGGGACAAUGCCCAGGAAGUGGGAGCAGGGUGCUCUUUGUGAGCUUUUGUGAUAAAUCCAAGCAGAUACAGAAGUUUGCUCUACGUUUCCCACAGCUCAGUGAUGUGGAGUCGUUCUUAAAUUGUGUGAAGGAAUGCUUAGGUGACACCAUGGAUAUUGCAUCAUCUGGAUGCGACUACAUAUGUGAAGAUUCAUCAUCACGAUCAGAAUACAUUGCUUCCAAUGAACUUCCCCACAGCUUUGAGGAGCCAGCUUCAGAUCACAGGACAGAGGCACCAGCAUUAUGCUACCAUGAGGAACCAGACCUGCCUGUUUCUGAACCUCUCCUUACUUCCAACAUUGACAAUAUCAACUCUGGUUUCCCUCUUAGUUUCACUGAAAUGCUGACAAAUUUGUCAUCUGAGACUGAAUAUGCAUUGUGCAUGUACGGAUCAGAUGCGGUGGACCUGCAUCAACUGGGUGGAACUGACCAUCCUCAAGAUGUAUUGUAUGGCGGAUCAGAUGCGGAGGACCUGCAUCAAACUGACCAUCCUCAAGAGAUAAUAUAUGGCGGAUCAGAUGCGGAGGACCUGCAUCAACUGAGUGGAACUGACCGUCCUCAAGAGGUGUUCACACAAGAUACUUGUCAUGAUGUAUUUCCUUCAAUGGCAGUUGCCAGUAAUGAAAAUACUGCUGAUAAAGAAACUGAUACUAGCAAGUCAACAAAAGAAAUUGAUACUAGUAAAUCAACAAGUGAUAUUAUGGCAAGGAUAAAGACAUAUAUGGCUGAUGAGUCAUUCCAUGAUAUGCUGUCCAAGCUUGAGAGAGUCAUUGAUGAACUGGGUGUGGACUUGUCAGUCUACUCCUAGAUAUAUAUAUAUAGGCAAAGCUCCUCAUUGCCGUGUGAAGCCUCUGUGUUUCCCUGCUCCGCUGGAAAUUGAAAUGCAGAAUGUGGUGGUAGUUCACUCGGUGGUUCCUGAAUUGUUGCUUCUAAAUUCUAAUCCUAGCAAAGUAGUCACGUACGCAUGGAUAGGAACUUAGCGGGGUUUAUAUAUUGUGCAUCAUUGUGUUAUAGUAUGUACAUUGGUGUGUUGUGUUAUGCCUAUGCUGCUGCGUGAGAACAGAUGGUACGAAAAUGGCAAAUCAUGUAGUACAUGUGUUGGUUUAUAAAUAUAUGUAUAAGUGGCCCUGCAUAAUGAUAUACUAGGAUCAAGGGUCAUUGAUAACA
This is a messenger RNA of Triticum dicoccoides, 1712 nucleotides long. RefSeq names its product protein POOR HOMOLOGOUS SYNAPSIS 1-like. The record is from RefSeq and is a predicted model, not a curated record. NCBI's taxonomy places the organism in Eukaryota, Viridiplantae, Streptophyta, Magnoliopsida, Poales, Poaceae. The transcript has 10 exons. Bases 145 to 1353 code for a protein of 402 amino acids.